Molecule: messenger RNA, 705 nt
Organism: Helobdella robusta
Lineage: Eukaryota; Metazoa; Annelida; Clitellata; Rhynchobdellida; Glossiphoniidae
Exons: 4
Coding region: 1-705 (234 amino acids)
Source: RefSeq, a predicted model, not a curated record
AUGAUGCAAAUUCACUCAAAUGACGUUUUAGCUAAUGCUAGAUCUGAGUCAUUGAGUGUUGACGAUGAGGAUAAAGAUGACGUUUUUGAUGUUCAAGUUGCUAAACGAACCAAAAAAAAGAACAUAUUGCCAGUGUUGUAUUUUGAUUCGACAGGAUCGGUGAUAAGAAGGACCAGCUCAAAGCAGAAGAGAAUUUUUCAUUACACUGGUGUUAUUUCAAUAGAUAAUAGAAUAAUUCCAAUGAUCGACUUUGUAACAUGUAGGCACGACGUGUAUCACAUAAAUCAAGUACUUAUUGACUAUAAGCACUACGUCUCAAAAAAAUUGAAAGAAUGGCCUUUGUAUUCGAAUGUUGUAACCGAUUUUUCUAUGGCACUUAUUGAGGCUGUUUUGAAAGGAUUUAACCACGAUGGAAAUUCCGACGUAUUUGAAUAUGCAAUGAAAUGGGCAACCAGUGACGUCAUUCCUAUUAAAAUUGUACAAGUGAAAUUGUGUGUAUGGGUCUUGAGAUCCGCUCUGAACUUUGCAAGUGAUGGAGAAGUAGUCAGAGAAGUAGGUAGAGAGUUCCAGAGAAAAAGACCAAAAAAAGCAAAUGCAGAUUUGGCAAAAGAGUGUUUAACACGAGUAGCCAGUGCAAGAGAACAAGAUAUGGAAAUAUAUGAGAAAAGAAAGGGGCACGAGCAACUAUAUGAGCAGCAGAGUUAA